This is a messenger RNA of Symbiodinium pilosum, 1344 nucleotides long. The record is from the annotation of a GenBank genome assembly. NCBI's taxonomy places the organism in Eukaryota, Dinophyceae, Suessiales, Symbiodiniaceae.
GUGGCAGCCUUGUCUGUGGAUGACCUCCGGAAGACGGCGAAAUGGGCGAAACACCUUGUCGCGGCAUCAUGUCGCAAAGCGGCCAAGGACACAAGCGUGGCGAGAGCUGUGUGGCAGGAAUCUCUUGAUCAGGCCCAGAAAGGGUGGCUUCGCGGACCGUUCAGUUCUUCGGAGAUCGAUGCCCGAGUUGGCCCAGAUUGGGUCGCGUCGAAGAGGUUCGGCAUAGUACAAGGAGAGAAAAUCCGUGCAGUAGAUGACGUAUCCGAACACAUGGUCAACUCUACUGUCUCCGAGUCGGAGAAGAUAGUUCUCGAUGGGGUUGAUGAAAUUUUGGCUGUGGCACGCUUUUUCGGAGGGGCGACCACCAGGGGAGUGCCAGAAUUCAAGCUCCCCGCACAGGACGGCACUGAUAGGUGGGCGUCUGUGCUCGCAGUCUUGGAUGUUGAUCACGAUCGCGUCAUGUUCUUCGAAUCCCUGGCACUGCCGUUCGGUGCGACAAGUUCAGUCACAGGAUUCAAUAAAACAGCCAGAGCACUUCGGAUCAUUAUGAUAAGGCUCUUUUGCUUGGUGUGCACAUCAUUUUACGACGACUUCUGCCAGUUGGAGCUUCUUGACCUUGUGGAGUCUGCAAGCGAAACUGCUCUAUCCCUGUUGGAGCUUCUUGGAUGGGAGGUUGCCAAGGGUGAAAAGUUGCAAGGUUUUGCCGACACCUUCAAUAUGCUUGGAGCCAGGAUUUCUUUUGCAGAAAUGCCAAGAGGCCUUGUUAUGGUUUCCAACAAACCUGGCCGGCUUGGGGAUAUCGAGAAGCUUUUGGGUGCCAUGGCUGCGCGGGGGAACGGAUCCCUGGACCUUAUCCCGUCCUUGAAGGGCAAGUUGUUGUUCGCUGCGUCGCAUGUGUUCGGCAAGUGCAGUCAGAUCGCGAUUCAGGCCAUCAGGACUGUGAGCCUUUGGUCGGAGCAACCACCCGUUGUUGUUUAUACCGAUGGUGCAUGCGAGGCGCUCGUGCUGAAAUGGCGGCGGUCCGGCAGGACGCAACUGAUCUUCUUCACCGAAAUCCUCCCCAUUCUUGUGGCCAAGAAGACAUGGAGUGAGAUUUUGAAGAAUCGCAGGGUUUUCUUUUACAUCGAUAAUGAGGCUGCGAAGGCGGCGCUGAUACGUGGUUUCUCGCCCCUUCUUGAUGCUUCAGAUCUGUUGUUUGAGAUUUUCGAGCAGGAUGUGCUGCUGCGAUGCUUGCCUUGGUACUCCCGGGUACCCUCAAAGAGCAACUGCGCUGAUGCGGCUUCGCGCCUGGAGUUCGAUGUGUGUGGCAGUGACUUCACAAAGGUUCAGCCUGUGCUGGUGUGA